GAGAGAGAGAGAGGGAGUAAGAAAUAGAGUAGAGGAGGAGGGGAGGGAGUGAAAAGAGAGAUACACUUGCUUGCCCACAGUGGCGGGCAGAUGUACAGCGAGCGAGCGGAGAGAGUGAGCGAGCGAGCGAGAGGGAAACAGACAGAUGAGAGUAGCGCAGCGUGAGGAGGGGGAGUCCGAACACAUCCGCCUGCACAAGGAACCUUCUGAACCUUUCAAACCUUUGAUGAGCCUCUGACCCAAUAAUCACCUGUGGGCAAAGCUGUGGCUUUCGACAUGAAAAAAUGGACACCUGGCCAUAGUGGAUAUUAUAUAUGAAGGUGCUGAAGCACUCAGUUUGCCAUGGACUUUACUACAAGUAUAUGGACUGGUUGUACCUCCUUCUGUUAAUUUUGGAUAAAGGUGUGUUUAUGCUUCUUAAAAUAACCCAAAUGGUCCUUGGCUGUGGGAACAAUGCUGGGAGGAAGAAAAGCACCACGUACUAAGGAACAUCUCAUGGCCACACAAAGUUAAACUCAGUGAACCAGAUUAUGGAGUUCUUUUUCAAUUUUUCUGAGGAAACAAUAUGAAAUGAUUUUUUGGACUGCACCAUGUGGCCCCUCCUGGCUACGCUGCACUGUGAAAAGGACUGUAAACCUGUAUGUUUGAGUGUAUUUCUGUUUGCGUAUGCCCACCGUGGUAUGAUACAGUGGAAGUGAGAGGGGAGGACAUUUUCGGACCAUUCUUUCUUUACAAUGAGAGUUCCAGCCAGCGUGGCUGCAGUUUCCUGUCUUUGUCCUCUGGUGGUCUUCCUAUGUGUUGUCUCCCAGAGUUGUUAUGGGACCCGGGUCGUUCUGAGCCCUAACACUACCCCCAAACCCUUAUACCCUAAUCCCUGGCUCAAAUCACUGCCUGAACCAACCCCGCUCCCAAGCGCCAGUCCAGAAAAACAUAUGUCUCUACUGAAGCCCAGCCAAUCCUCGAGCUCCAGCCAGAACUUCUGGAGCAAAUCUCAGUUAAAACCAAGGCUCGACACUAUGUCCUAUCUUGCUGACCAUAAGUCCAAAACAAACUUUCCAUCUACAGUGUUACAGGCCAUAUCAAGUUCAAACACUAGACUGAAGCUGCAGCAUGUGCCCAAACUGAUUUCAAAUGUAAGGCAGGGGUUGGGAUACAAACCAAAUUCUAAUCAGGUGGCAAGAAAUACAUCAAACAGUCUUAACAGAUUUUCAAAACUCAACCCCAAAACAAAUCCAAAACCAAGGUUUGGAUUACUGUCAGAGCCACAGCCCAGGGCAUUCCCCAACUCUGAGGCACUGCCUGGGACUAAGACCAAUUUUGAGUUGGCCCCCAACACUAAAUUGUCUUCAUUAUCCAGUCCUAAUCAAAGGUCCAACUCAUCUGGUACUAGGAACCCCACCUACUACAAUGUCGGCCUGGCUUCACUAUCAAACCCUAAAUCUCAUUCUAAACUCAGACCUUCUUCACAAACAAUUACAAAUGCCAAAUCCCACUCUCAGAUCUCCAACCCGAGCUUCAGAACAUCCUUUAGAACACAAAGGAACCAGACCAAGUUGCUUGACACAGACAAGGAUUCCCACCAUCGGCCUAAGAGAGGCUGGAUCUGGAACCAGUUCUUUAUUCUGGAGGAACACAUUGGACCUGAACCCCAGUAUGUUGGAAAGCUCCACUCCAACUCUGACAAAGGCGAUGGUUCCGUGAAAUACAUCCUAUCUGGUGAAGGGGCGGGGUCUAUCUUCAUAAUUGACGAGACAUCGGGUGAUAUCCACGCAGCCAAGAGUCUGGACCGAGAGAGCAAAUCCCAAUAUGUCCUACACGCCAGGGCCAUUGACCGUUGGACGAAUCGCUCACUGGAGGCAGAGUCAGAGUUCAUCAUUAAGGUCCAGGACAUCAAUGACAACGCUCCAACCUUCCCUGAUGGACCGUUCUCAGCAACUGUGCCUGAGAUGUCUGAUGUUGGAACGUCUGUUUUCCAGGUGACCGCCUCGGAUGCAGAUGACCCGACAUACGGAAACAGCGCCAAGAUAGUUUACAGCAUCCUGGAGGGACAGCCUUACUUCUCUGUUGACCCAAAGACAGGUGUUAUCCGUACAGCGAUGUCCAACAUGGACCGUGAGACAAGGGACCACUACGCUGUGGUGAUCCAGGCCAAAGACAUGGCGGGGUCAGUUGGAGGAUUGUCUGGAUCCACUACUGUCAACAUCACCCUCACUGAUGUCAACGACAACCCUCCAAAGUUUUCACAGAAGAGCUACCAGCUGUAUGUACCGGAGCUGGCUCCAGUAGGGAAGGCAGUGGGUCGGAUCAGAGCCAACGAUGAAGAUGAAGGGCAGAACGCUGAGAUGACGUACAGCAUCACUAACCCAGAUGCAGCUGCCAUCUUUACCAUCACCACUGAUACUGACCGCAGGGAGGGAAUCAUUUCCCUCAAGCAGCCUCUGAACUACGAAAAGCGAAAAGUUCACACACUCAACAUUGAAGGCUCCAACACUUACCCAGACUCCCACUUCUCACACCUGGGCCCAUUCAAGGAUACCACAUCUCUGCGAGUCAUUGUGGGCGAUGUGGAUGAACCUCCUGUCUUCUCCAUGGACUACUACAUUAUGGAUGUGUAUGAGAACUCUCCGGCUGGCACCCAGGUUGGCACUGUAACUGCUGUGGACCCUGAUAGCACCAACAGCGCUGUCAGGUACUUCAUUGAAAAUGAAGAAGAAAGGCCACUGUAUUUCAACAUCGGAGUGAACAAUGGCAUCAUCAGGACUACUCAGGUUCUGGACCGGGAGGAGACGGCGUGGCAUAACAUCACUGUGAUGGCUGCAGAGGUUGAUAACCCUCGUAUGGUGAGUCACGUUCCAGUUACCAUCCAGGUCCUGGAUGUCAAUGACAACAUUCCAGCAAUCUCUGGGGGCAACAAUGCCAUCAUAGUGUGUGAGAGCACUAAACAUGGACAGGUGAUUCAGACCAUCCGAGCAGCAGAUCUGGACAACUUUGCAAAUGGAAAGUUUUCCUUCUAUAUGCCUCCUGAGCAUCCAGCCAAUCCCAAUUUCACCUUGAAGGAUAAUGGAGACAAUACUGCCAGUAUAGUAUCUCGCCGGCGUGAAGGCUUCAGCCAGGACAGAGACCAGGAACUCUUCAGUCUGGUGCUGGUAGUAGCUGAUGGUGGGGAGCCUCCUCUAAGCAGCACUGCUACACUCUCCCUCAGGGUCUGUGUGUGUCAGAGGAACAGGGGCCGUAACAGCAACAACAUCUGUCAGGCGCAGGCUUUCCUGUCCUCAGCUGGACUCAGCACUGGAGCUUUUGUUGCCAUCCUGCUGUGUAUUGUCAUAUUAUUGGCCAUAGUGAUGCUGUUCACCCAGCUACGAAAUAAGAAAGCAAGCAAAGAGCCCUUGAUCCUCUCUGAAGAGGACAUCAGAGAAAACGUUGUGACCUAUGAUGAUGAAGGAGGUGGGGAGGAGGACACAGAAGCCUUUGACAUCGCUGCGCUUAGAAAUCCCAAAGCCUCAGAGCCUCGCAGGAAGUUCCACACCUACCUUAGCUGUGGACCAAGCCCAUACGGAGAGGAGGACGAGGCUGAGGAUGAUGAGGAGGGGAUUGUGGUUAUUAGGAGAAGGAAAGCACAGGAGGUGGAUUAUGGGAACUACACCCCAGAGUCAGAACCUACCUGGUUUGUCAUUGACUGCAUUCCUCGAGAGAUCAGCCAGUCAGCGCCUUCACUGCUGCUGGAUAGUCAUGACAUCAUUCAGCAGAUCAUCCAGCAGAAAGUGGCUGAAGCAGACUCUGACAUGCGGGGCCCACCAUAUGACUCACUUCAAACAUAUGCCUACGAAGGUCGUGGGUCCUUGGCCGGGUCAGUUAGCUCUUUGGGCCUAACUGCUGCUGCAGUGCCUGAACUAAACUAUGCUGACUUGGAAGACUGGGAGCCAGAGAGACAAACAAUGGAACAAAUAGUUGGAGAACAGCUGGCUACAGACCAAGCUAACCCUGACACCUAAAGACCCUUUUUAACCUUUUGCCACAUUUGCUGAAACUGAUUGCUUUUUAUUUGUGCCAUUUGAACCUUGGUGCAAGGAUGCAAAAUAACAACUGCAAAAAGCUGGCAAUUAGGAACGGUGAUAUCAUGUGGAAUCAGAGGAUAAGAAAAGCCAUUUAUGUGUAACAAGAAAAGAACACAUAGGCUGAAGGGAGAUUUGGAAGAAGACAUCCGAGCUCAAGUGCUUUUCUCAAAUGGACAAAAUGCAAACUGACAGAAGACCAGGGUUUUCAAAUGACAGGUCAAUUUGUAUAUGAUUUUCUCCCUCUGCUCCACUUGUUAUGUGUGUUAGUGGAAAAGGUACACCUAGUCCUAGGCCCAAAGGAUUCCAGUCUUGAUUUUUACUGUUGCUGAAACUCCAGCCAUUUACAAACCCAAGCACAGCAACAGAGAGAUUAAUAUCUAAUUGGCUUGGUGCAGGAUGACCCAGGGUCGAGGUUCAGGUCACCAAUCCUUGCUUAUAAUGGGAACAUGGAGUUUUACUGAUUUGUCAUUCAUAAACACAAAAAAUUGGCUGUGAUCUAAGUGGUAUCUAUAGAAAAUUACCUGAUGACCCCACAAGAAUGCACACAAGUGUAGAAGUUAUGAUGGCCAAAAAAA
Molecule: messenger RNA, 4630 nt
Organism: Larimichthys crocea (large yellow croaker)
Lineage: Eukaryota; Metazoa; Chordata; Actinopteri; Sciaenidae
Product: cadherin-18
Exons: 12
Coding region: 735-3992 (1085 amino acids)
Biological process (GO): cell morphogenesis; cell-cell junction assembly; cell-cell adhesion mediated by cadherin
Cellular component (GO): catenin complex; adherens junction; plasma membrane
Molecular function (GO): beta-catenin binding; calcium ion binding; cadherin binding
Source: RefSeq, a predicted model, not a curated record